Messenger RNA from Argentina anserina (silverweed cinquefoil), 2403 nucleotides. Its product is annotated as pentatricopeptide repeat-containing protein At1g34160. Bases 55 to 1797 code for a protein of 580 amino acids. The record is from RefSeq and is a predicted model, not a curated record. Lineage: Eukaryota; Viridiplantae; Streptophyta; Magnoliopsida; Rosales; Rosaceae. Gene Ontology annotation, molecular function: zinc ion binding; protein binding. The transcript has a single exon.
AUAAGGAAAAUGAGCAAUUGAGGAGAGAAAGAAGUUACCAUUGUUUAAACACAAAUGCCUCCCGCCCUGUUGAACUCGGAGCUCUUCCUCCAGAAAUGCGACUCCCUCACCAAAAUCAAACAGCUCCAAUCCCACCUCAUUACCCAUGGCCGAUUCCAAUUCUACCCCUCCAUCACCAUCAAGCUCCUCGAGCUCUGCGCCCUUCCCCCCAUCGCCAAUCUCCCACACGCCACAGCCCUCUUCCACCACCUCCACGCUCCUUCCACGCGCCACUGGAACGCCGUCCUCCGCGGCCUCGCCCAGAGCGUCCAGCCCACCCAGGCCGUCUCAUGGUACGCCGCCAUGUCCCGCUCUUCCCGACGCGUUGACGCGCUCACCUGCUCCUUCGCUCUGAAAGCGUGUGCACGCGCCCUCGCGUCGUUCGAGGCCCUGCAGAUUCACGCGCAGGUCGUGCGGUUUGGGUUCGGCGGCGACGUGUUGCUAGGGACGACUUUACUUGACGUGUACGCUAAAGUUGGGAAUCUGGUUUAUGCGCAGAAGGUGUUUGAUGAAAUGCCUGAGAGGGAUGUGGCUUGCUGGAAUGCUUUGGUUUCCGGGUUAGCUCAGGGGAGUCGAUCCGGUGAGGCUUUGGCUUUGUUUUGGACGAUGACUGAGGAUGAGAGGUUGAAGCCGAAUGAAGUGACUGUGCUCGGCGCACUGUCUGCGUGUUCACAGCUGGGUGCAUUGCGAGGAGGAGAGAAAAUACAUGGAUAUAUAGUGGAUACGAAGCUUGACACGCACGUCAUUGUUUGCAAUGCGGUUAUUGAUAUGUACGCGAAAUGCGGCUCUGUGGAUAGAGCGUAUCGUGUGUUUGAAGGUAUGAAAUGUGGGAAGCAGUUGAUAACUUGGAACACAAUGAUAAUGGCGUUUGCUAUGCAUGGGUAUGGUGAGAAAGCGCUUGAGAUUUUUGAGGAAAUGGGUAGGAAUGGGGUGUGUUGUGAUGCAGUGUCGUAUCUUGGUGCGUUGUGUGCGUGCAAUCAUGGAGGACUUGUGGAAGAUGGGGUUAGGUUGUUUAAUUCAAUGGCGGGGCGUGGGAUGGUGCCAAAUGUUAAGCAUUAUGGCACUGUGGUUGAUUUGUUGGGACGAGCUGGGCGGCUUCAAGAGGCUUAUGAGAUUGUGAAAUCUAUGCCUAUUUUUCCGGAUGUUGUACUGUGGCAGACUUUGCUUGGGGCCAGCAAGACCUAUGGGGAUGUUAAUAUGGCAGAGAUGGCUUCAAGGAGACUGGUUGAGUUGGGGUCUGAGGGUUGUGGUGAUUAUGUGUUAUUAUCAAAUGUUUACGCAGCUCAUGAGAGAUGGGAUGAUGUGGGCAAAGUGAGGGAGGCCAUGCAAAGAAGGGAUGUGAAGAAGAUACCAGGUUUUGGAUACAUAGAAGUGGAAGGUGUGAUACACAAAUUUUUGAAUGGUGAUCAAACCCAUGUUAAUAGCUGUGAAAUUUAUUCAAAGCUAGACGAGAUCAAAUUCAAGAUUAAAGACUAUGGAUAUGUGGCAAAGACAGAUCAGGUGUUUCAUGAUAUUGGGGAAGAGGAGAAAGAAAAUGCAUUGGGCUACCAUUGUGAAAAGUUGGCUGUGGCUUUUGGUUUGAUCAGCACUAGUGAAGGAACCCCGAUUCAGGUGAUCAAGAACCUAAGAAUAUGUGAUGAUUGUCAUGUCGUGAUGAAACUUGUUUCAAAAGCUUAUAAUAGGGAAAUUAUUGUGAGGGAUAGAGCUCGGUUUCACAGAUUUCAAGACGGAUUGUGUUCUUGCAGAGAUUAUUGGUGACACGGAUUUGCUCUAACUUAUAUCUAAGAAGCUGACAGAAAUAGUUUGCAUCCACAAAAAAGAUCUGUAGUCUGUAGACAGCAUUUUCUCCUCUGGUGUUAAAUCUACUUUAGUGAAGAUCAGAAUUCUGGAGGAUGAAUCAACAAUUAGUGAUAUAGAUUUUUUCGGUUCAACCACAUCUAUUCCCUGGGGCGGGGAGAAAUAAGGUCAGAAAGGACUUCGUUCAUGAUUUCUCUGGUGACCUGUCUGAAUAUCUGCUAUGUUGUUCAAACUCAGACUUGGGAUGGCGAGAUCAUGCUAUUAAACAGUAGAGUUCCGAGUCUAUCUGCAGCUGAUCAUGUACCCUAGUGCAUUGUUGGCAUGCCAAAUUUUCGGAAGUGCAGUGGAAAUGGCCUUACUCAGCAAGUCAGCAUGAAUAGCUUGGUGUCGUUGUCCUGAACCGGCAGUCAUACACUAAAAGAAGAAAGUUGAACAGCCCUCCAUGAGAUUGUAAUCUUGGUGAAACUUUCAGUUUUUGGCUGUAAUCGGUUUCAAACUUGCAAUAAGGUGAUUUUGCAUAAAGCCAUAAACGGAACUUGGCUUAUGCAAACCUGUUUCAUUAAACAC